Messenger RNA from Acanthosepion pharaonis, 654 nucleotides. Lineage: Eukaryota; Metazoa; Mollusca; Cephalopoda; Sepiida; Sepiidae. The record is from the annotation of a GenBank genome assembly.
AUGUUUUCUCAGGAGAACUUUGUCAAGGACGAAUUUCUUCUUUGUUCCUUCUUUUUCUUUCUUUUUCAUCGUUUCUUUCUUUUCGUUGUUAAAACUAUUUCUUCUUUACUUUCUUUCUCAUUUGUUUAUCUACAUUUUUUCCUCUUUUACACUUUUUUUCCAAUCAGUUUUCUUACUGCCCGUCUUUACUUAACCUUUAUAUCAUUUUCUUGUCAUUUUCUCGUCUCCAUCUUUGUUUCUGAUUUUUUUCUUUCUUUCUGUCUUUGGCGCUGUUUCUUUCUUUCUUUCUUUCUUUCUUUCUUUCUUUCUUUCUUUCUUUCGUUCUUUCUUUCUUUCUUUCUUUUUGGUCGUUGUCAUCUUUAUGUUAGUGUUUAUUUUAUUUAUUUUCUCUUUCUUUACUUCCUAUUUCUUUCUUUUUUUCUUUCUUUUGGCCUUUGUCACCUUCCUUUUGACAUGUUUUUUAAUCAUUUUUCCCUUUCUUUUCGGGCCUAUUUCUUUCUUUCUUUUCAUAUUUUUCCUUUAUUCAUUUUUCCCAUUCUUUUUAGGUCCCCUUGUUUGUUUCUGUUUUUCUUUCUUUUUUUAUUUAUUUAUUUCCUUCUUUCUUUUUUCGUCUUUAUUUUAGCGUUUUUAUUUAUCUAUUUUCUCUUUCUUUAA